AUGCAUGGAACGAGUUCGCAGAGAGAUCGUAACAAGCCAGUUCUGCCUAUUGAAAUUCCCGACGACUCCACUGCUCUCAUAAAAGCGGUUCAUAAGCGUAAUUAUGAGGAGGUGGGGCGGCUUGUUCGCGAGGAUCCUGGCCAACUGAGGGGGGUUACGACGUGCAAAAUAUAUGGGGACUCGUUUCGUGGCGUGACAGCACUGAUGAUCGCCGCAGUGCUUGGAUACCAUGAGAUGAUAGAAUUGUUAGAGAAGGAGGUAGGUUGCGUGGAUGGAGAGGGCAGGACCGCGCUCAUUUGCGCAGUUGUUAACUUUGAGGAUGGUUCCGAUGGACAGCGGGCGUAUUUCUCUAAUGAGCAAAUGAGUACCGACUGCGGUGAUGUGUGUGUAACGAAGCUGUGUGAGGGUCGCCUAAAGUGUAUCAAGCUACUCGCGGAGAUGGAGAGCCGCUUGAAGAAAAGUGGCUCGGAAAGUUCCCCUCACGAGACAGCCCUUAUGAAAGCAGCAGAGAACGGUCACACAAAGAUAGUGGAAAUACUCCUGGAGAAGGAGAGUGGUAUGCAAAGGAGUGACGGCCGGACAGCUCUCAUGACAGCAGCAAGGUAUGGCCAUACAGACUGUGUCAGACUACUAGUAAAGAAGGAGGGCGGGGUACAAGACAGUUAUGGGUGGACCGCUCUCAUGAGGGCAGCGGAAAAUGGUCACACAGCCUGUAUUAAACUGCUCCUGGAGAAGGAGAGGGGCAUGCAGGAAAGUGAUGGAUGGACAGCCCUUAUGAUAGCAACAAGGUAUGGUCACACAGACUGCGUCGGACUGCUAGUAGAGAAAGAGAAAGAUAUGAAGAAUAAUCGUGGAGAUACUGCCCUCGACAUAGCCAAGAGGUAUAACAAGAACAGCAUCAUAUCUCUCCUCUCAUAG
Messenger RNA from Giardia duodenalis, 918 nucleotides. Its product is annotated as Ankyrin repeat protein 1. Gene Ontology annotation, molecular function: protein binding. The record is from RefSeq and is a predicted model, not a curated record. NCBI's taxonomy places the organism in Eukaryota, Fornicata, Diplomonadida, Hexamitidae. Bases 1 to 918 code for a protein of 305 amino acids. The transcript has a single exon.